This is a messenger RNA of Loxodonta africana (African savanna elephant), 4595 nucleotides long. It is a transcript of the gene TUT1, whose product is annotated as terminal uridylyl transferase 1, U6 snRNA-specific. Lineage: Eukaryota; Metazoa; Chordata; Mammalia; Proboscidea; Elephantidae. The record is from RefSeq and is a predicted model, not a curated record. Gene Ontology annotation, cellular component: nuclear speck; mitochondrion. Gene Ontology annotation, molecular function: poly(A) RNA polymerase activity; RNA binding. The transcript is spliced from 9 exons. The coding region runs from base 1716 to 4550 and encodes 944 amino acids.
ACAGCUUCUUUAUGAAAUAUGGACUGAGGCUGCCUGCUGUAGCCAGCCUCGUGGGCCCAAAUUCUACCCCCCACCCCAGGAUCCCCACAGCCCCCAGUGGUGCUAGAGACCAAGCACCAUCCUGGCCAGAUUCAGUCAAAGCAGUUGGGAUGAACUGCCUCUGGAUGGCUGGUGGCUUCCUGAGGAGCGGGGUAUGACUGCCGCUUCCUCUAUUUCCCCAACUCUUAUUUCCCUCUGGAAUCCCUGGGUGAUGCAGAUAGUACCGAAAGGUUGAUGGUCUGAGUUUACCCAGAGGCACCUUGGAAAAAAGUUGAUCUACUCCAAAAUCAGCCAUUGAAAACGUGAGAGAUCGCAGUUCUACCCUGACACACAUGGGGUUACCAUGAGUCAGCAUCGAUUCUACAGAAACUGGUUAUUUCCCUGUCCCUUUUUCUUAGGAAAUUCUGGGAGCUGCUAGAGGCCAGAGGCCAGGGCACGAUGUAGGCCACCUUAGCAGGUACCGCAGGAUCUUACCACCCAGCUCCAGGCUGUACUCAGCCUGCAGCAUCAGGAUUCUCAGAGCCUCAGCAACUGCCUUGAUAUUGGGGCCCAAUGCAGUGCUAUUCUCUGCCUAUUUAGGCUUGGGAGAUAGAACAGAUACCUGAACAGGGCCCUAUAGGACGGAUACCUCAGGAGAGAAGACAGGAAGGUCAGCUUACUGUGUGCUCCUUGGGCCCCUCCUUUAGAGAUGGGGGACAACCUCGGCAAAGUGACUUGCUCAAGGUCACAGCCCUUGGUAUGUCUGCCUCAGGUCCACUUUGUAUAAGCGAAACCACAGCAUAAACUGUUUAAAAUUACGAUCCCCUCCAUCUCGGUCUGGCCCCUGCCCCCAGGGUCUCCCUAACUCUUUUACUCACUUCCGGUGAAGUGAGCCCACACCAGCAGCCGUGUCUGGGGAAGAACAGAACACUGUACCAGCUUGAGGGCGGCAGCAGCACUUCCCUCCUCCAGUGUCCUCAUUCAGCUGCCACCACGGCCGGUGUCUUCAGCGCUGCCUUGAAGGGGGCCAGUGACUGGCGCCUCGUGAGUACACUCCACGCAGCCCACUAACGCCGAAGGCAAGUGGAUGCAGGGAUGAGUCUGGCUCACCCAGGCCGCGUGAUCUGGCUGCGGUUCCACGGAGUCGGCAAGGUAGCCGGCGGAGGACGGGGCAGAGCUUCCCAACCAAGGCUAGGCUGCACAGAGCCGUAGCGAGGGGGGCAGAGAGGGGCAUUUGCCGCCGGGCGCAAGUACAAAGGGGCGUCGGAUGAGGCCGGCCGGCCGCAGAAUCACCCCCCUCCCCAGCCGGCGGGCUGGGGCGCUCGUGACCCUCGUUUUGGGGAAGGCCCAGGAGGAAGAGGGUAACAGUCGUUAGGCGGUUGGGAGUCCAGGGGCAGCCCCAGGCUUCGUGGGGCAAAGAGUGGAGACUGUCCAUCCUCCGCCUUUACUCCCUGGGUAAGUGAAGGGUUACGGGCGCAGCCGCGCGGAUGUCUACCGUGCUUGAAAGGGGCGCCCAGCCGGCCCGCGACCACCCAGCACCGAGGCGGCCGGCUGUCUGGAAAACGGCCCGAGACGCAAGACGGCGCUUGCCUUUGUGGCUACUGUGUUGAAUAUUCAUGAUCUUUGAACCAAUCAUCGCAUGAUUAUCUCAGACAGAGCACACCAAUCGGCUCACCGCAUGCAGAUAAGCAUCGUAGAUGGGCGGCUUUUCUUAUAUCUGUGGAGACUGCACCCAGGCUAGAAACGGAACCCUGAGUGGAAAGCGAUGGGUUUCCGGAGGGGGUGUGCCUGCACGAGUGCCGCGACUACGUCACUUCCCAUCCGAGCGGCGGAAAUUGCUUCCGAGCGCGUUGCUAUUUGGAAGACAGGGUUCUGGCGAAGGCAGAAGUGCUUGUUUUUUUUGUCGGUAUUGGGAAGUGACGAUGGCGGCGGUGGAUUCGGAUGUCGAAUCGCUGCCGCGUGGGGGUUUCCGCUGCUGCCUCUGCCGCAUUACUACAGCGAACCGACCCAGCCUAGAUGCCCACUUGGGAGGCCGAAAGCACCGGCACCUGGUGGAACUACGAGCUGCUCGAAAGGCCCAGGGACUUCGAAGUGUGUUUGUCAGUGGCUUUCCCCGGGAUGUGGAUUCUACUCAACUGUCUGAGUACUUUGAGGCAUUUGGGCCUGUUGCCAGUGUUGUCAUGGAUAAGGACAAGGGAGUGUUUGCCAUUGUGGAGAUGGGGGACGUGGGUGCCCGGGAUGCCGUCUUGUCCCAGCCCCAGCACAGCCUGAGAGGACAUCGCCUGCGGGUCCGGCCACGGGAGCAGAAGGAGUUCCAGAGUCCGGCUUCCAAGUCCCCCAAAGGAGCAGCCCCUGACAGUCACCAGUUGGCCAAAGCACUAGCUGAGGCGUCAGACGUGGGGGCACAAAUGGUAAAGCUCGUGGGGCUGAGGGAGUUGUCUGAGGCUGAGCGGCAGCUUCGGAGCCUCGUGGUGUCCCUGAUGCAGGAAGUCUUCACAGAGUUCUUCCCUGGCUGUGUGGUCCAUCCUUUUGGCUCUUCCAUAAACAGCUUUGAUGUCCAUGGCUGUGAUCUUGACCUCUUCCUGGAUCUGGGUGACUUAGACGAGCCUCAGCCAGCCCCAAAGCCUCCAGAGUCUCCAUCCUUGGACUCGGCCCUUGCUUCCCCACUGGAUCCUCAAGCCCUGGCUUGCAUCUCAGCCUCCCCUCCAGGCUCACAGCCUCCAUCUUCUCCCCAAGACUCUGAAGCCCUGGACUUUGAAACCCCAUCCUCCUCCCUGGCGCCCCAGACUCCGGACUCGGCUUUGGCCUCUGAGACCCUGGCUUCCCCCCAGUCCCUGCCUCCAGCCUCUCCCCUACAGGAAGACAGGGGAGAGGGGGACCUGGGGAAGUCUCUGGAACUAGCAGAGGCCUUGAAGGGGGAGAAAGCAGAGGGGGGAGCAAUGCUGGAGCUGGUGGGAUCUAUUCUUCGGGGCUGUGUGCCUGGGGUGUACCGAGUCCAAACUGUGCCCUCUGCCCGACGCCCUGUGGUCAAAUUCUGCCAUCGGCCCUCAGGUCUCCACGGUGACAUCUCCCUUAGUAACCGGCUGGCUCUGCAUAAUUCCCGCUUCCUGAGUCUUUGCUCCGAGCUGGAUGGGCGAGUCCGGCCCCUUGUGUACACCCUCCGCUGCUGGGCUCAGGGUCGGGGCCUGUCAGGGAGCGGCCCCCUUCUCAAUAACUACGCCUUGACCUUGCUGGUGAUCUAUUUCCUUCAGACCAGAGACCCUCCUGUGUUGCCCACUGUGUCCCAGCUCACCCAGAAAGCAGGUGAGGGAGAACAGGUGGAGGUUGAUGGCUGGGAUUGUAGUUUCCCCCGAGAUGCUUCGAGACUGGAGCCCAGCACCAAUGUGGAGCCCCUCAGUUCCCUGCUAGCCCAGUUCUUCUCCUGUGUCUCUUGCUGGGAUCUUCGGGGCUCACUGCUUUCUCUGCGGGAGGGCCAGGCAUUGCCUGUGGCAGGAGGCCUGCCCUCUAAUCUCUGGGGGGGCCUGCGCCUUGGCCCCCUGAAUCUCCAGGACCCGUUUGACCUGAGUCAUAACGUGGCAGCCAAUGUGACCUGCCGGGUAGCUGGGCGGCUACAGAACUGCUGCCGAGCAGCAGCCAAUUACUGCCGAAGCCUCCAGUACCAGCACCGUUCCUCCCGGGGUCGGGACUGGGGGCUGCUCCCUCUUCUGCAGCCCAGCUCCCCUAGCUCCCUGCUAUCUGCUACACCCAUCCCCUUACCCCUGGCUCCCUUCACCCAGCUCACUGCGGCCCUGGUCCAGUUGUUAAGGGACGCAUUGGGGUGCUGUAUAGAGCAGGGAACCAAGAGAUCGAGGUCAGAGGGAGAUGCAGCUGGGGAGUCUCCCCAGGGAGGGACAAGCAAAAGACUGAAACGAGAUGGACGGACGCAGAGCUGUGAGGAGGGGAGGGAAGAGCAGCAGGAAUGUGCAGGGGGCCACGGUGAAGACGGGGUGGAAGAAAUGGUCAUAGAGGUUGGUGAGACGGUGCAGGACUGGGCAAUGCAGAGUCCUGGGCACCCAGGGGAGCUGUCCUUGACAACCAGAGAGCACCUAGUCACCGGAGAAGGGGGCCAACCAGGCCAGGUAGCCUUGGCAGAGCAGGGACCCAAGGGACCUGAUGCAGCCCAAGAAGGGUCACAGGGUGAGACAGGCAAGGGGGCGGCACUCUCCUCGGUGAGCUGGCGCUGUGCCUUGUGGCACCGAGUGUGGCAGGGGCGGCGGCGUGCCCGGAGACGCUUACAGCAGCAAACCAAGGAAGGCAGUGCUGGAACAGAGUGGCUGAAGACUGAGGCUCAGGUGACCCAGGAGCUGAGAGGACUGAGUGGCGGUGAACAGAGGCCAGGGGCUGAGCCCCUCCUGACCUUUGUGGCGGCCGCCUCCCAGGCAGACCAGUCUCUCACUGUGACCCCGCUCCAGGAUUCCCAAGGCCUGUUCCCUGAGCUACACCAUUUCUUACAGGUUUUCCUCCCUCAAGCACUUAAACAUCUCCUCAAGUGAAGACAUACACACUAAAGGGCAAUAAAGCUGCUAGUUUACUACAAA